AAUCACAAUCGUUAAGUGUCAAAUUCAUUCAAGUAAGUUCGCUCGUUACAACUUUUUUUUGUUGUUCCGUAGAUAUGAUUUAGCUAAGUAAUGUUGUGUUCUGAUUAUUAUGAAUAAUUAAAAGAAUUGUUUUAACAUCUAUAAAAAUUGUGUUAAAAUGGCGAAAUGGAAAUUAACUCGUCAACAAUUUGGAGCCGAAGAAUUCACCCUUUCUGAAGGCGAUACGGUAACUGUCGGUAGAGGCAAUAACAACAAAAUAACACUUUCAAGCGCUGUGAUAUCCAGGAACCACUGUGUUAUACAUGUACACAACAAUAGAGCCCUGCUAACAGACCUACAGAGUUCUAAUGGAGUGUAUGUUGGUAGCAUCAAGAUACCUCCAAAUACUCCAUAUGUCAUUCAAGAUUCAGAUGUUAUUGGAUUAGGAUGGACUAUGGCAGCACCCCUCGUCAAUAUAAAUGACACUGAAAAAUAUGUUUUCAAAUUCAUCAAAGAAAAACCAGGACAAUCUAUUACAAGUAAAAUUAAAUUUCAAGGUGACAAUGAUGAUGAUAUAGAAUCACGUGUGGCUAUGUUAGAUGCCAUAGUAAAAGAAGAAAAGCCAUUUGUUGUAAACGAAACAAACAAAUCGCCCGUGUUAAAUACCAAAGUACCACAAAAGAGGAAAAUAGAAAAUAAUAAAAUUGCUAUUAAACAAGAACCUGAGAGUAAUAACAUUGACAAUAUCAAUGACAUUCCUAAUAUAGUGCUGUCUGAUAGUGAGAAUGAGAGUGUGCAACCACCCAACCAGGGUGCAAAAAAACCAAAGCUUGAACCUGUAAGUGAAGAACAACAAAAGCAAACAUCCAAAGAUGCUGAUAUUAAUAUGAAGAAUGAAAAUGAUUUAAUAGAAUUUGCUUUCAAUGUCAAACAAGAAUACAUUGGAUAUGAUGAACCAAUACAGAUUGAUGACAGUGACAGUGAUAGUGAGUCUGAGCACUGGCUAAUGCGACUGUCCCAAAGUUCACCUGGAAAACCAUUUUUGAAAUCACCAAAAAUAAGUAAAACUGAAAACUCACAAGAAGAUUCAUAUAGCCAGCUAGAUGAUUUUCCUUGCGAUGACUAUGAAAAUGAAGAUGUUAUGGAUGAUCUAAUAUCUCUUCCUAUACCUAUUAACCAGGAAUUAAAGGAAAUACCUGAUCAAGCUACAAGUAGUAAAGUUCAAGAAGAACAUGCUCAAGAAUCAAAUGAUAAUGUAGAUUCUGAGGAAUUGUUUGAAGAUAUAUUGACAAAACAGACUUCAUCUAAAAACACAAAUGAAGAUGAAAUUGAUGGCUAUAAUAUUGAGGAAUUAUUCAAAGAAGUAGACAGCAUUCUAAAAUCACCUUUACCUGGUGAUUCAAUGAAAAAGGCUCAAUUAAUAGAACCAAUCGCUUUAUCAUCAAAAAGUAAACCCAGUCAUCCAGUUGUUGAAGUUAAACCUAAAAAGUCUUCAGCUAAGCGUACCAAACAAAAACCUUCAACAUCCUCAAAACCACACAUCUCCAACAGUCAAAAGGAAGAGCGUAAAAAGAGAUUAAAAGAAAUAGCUUGUAAAAAUAAGGAAACAGAAGUAAGAAAAAGCAAAGACACUGUAGGUGAUAACAAACCAGUAUCAACAAAUGUGAAGGUCACUACUACAAACCGUGGCGCAUUUUUAAUUGAUGAAUCAAAAGCUAUAGUUAGUCAAGUAAACAGGAAAGAACAUAAUAGAAGUAAGGAUAAAAGUAUCAAUUUAUCACCAAAACCUAAGGAAGCUAAGAAUAGGGAUGCCACUGAAGACGUAGAAAAUAAAAGAAGGGAACCAGAAAAGUUAGACAAAUCAAAAGACAAAAUUAAAUGCUCUAAGCACAAAGAUCGCAGCAAAACAGAGCACAGAUCAGACAAAUCCUCGACUAAGCCUUCUGUGAAAGAGACAAGGGUACCUCUCAAAAGUUUAAAACCAUUAACAGACAGUGAAGAGUCUAUUUCUGGAAAGCCAAUAUCCAAAGUAGGGCCAUUAAAACCUGAAAAAAUGAAGAAAAAGGUAAGGUUUUCGGAGAAUGCGCCUCAGGUGCUAGAAUUUGAAAUUGAGCCUGGGAACAGGAUGAAGAAAACUAGUUUGGUUAAAACGACACUGGUUGAUGUGCGCCAGUCACCUGUGUUUUCGUUAGAAAAGAUAACUCUAAUGAAAAUUCUUCGCUGGAACCCACAAUGGCUAGAAGAACAGCUGAAUAACAAUGAGCCUCCACCAAUCCUAGGUCACAAUAAAAUACCUUUGUCAGUUUUCCACUCAUUUGUAAACCACAGUCAAUAUGUACAGCUAAUUGGAGAUUUACUUUUGAUGGAAAUUUGGGAAUGUUUAACUAUAGCAUACAUGAAAAUACGUAAUCAAAAUGUUGGAUUAGAAAUGAGAGUAGAGUCAUUGCCGCCCAUACCUCCACAAGAACGAUGCCUUGAACUUUUCAAUCUCAGUGUUAAUAUUUCCGUUCCCGCAUCCGAAGCUAAAUUUAAAGUUCCCAGGGUAGGAGAAGUACUUCUAGUUACUUUUGGACCAGAAAAUGCGAAAAAUCAAAGGUUCUUUUAUGUACACAAUGUGAGGAGUCUACCAUCUCCUUCAAGUAACCGACGCGCAUUCUUCAGUGUUUCACUGCACGCCACAUUUGCGGAUAAAUUGAAAACCCUAAAACCAGGGGAGCUAAUGAUAGGUCGGAGUUUAGCUUUUAUAAACAAAGAGUUACAGUUAUUUGAAGCUAUGGAGUACUUAGCAGGAUCCCCUCUAAGUGACGCCAUACUUCGACCGGAGCCGCAUCAUUUUAUAAAACCUCAAGAGGCCCCGCCACUUCUAAAUACUCAGUGGACAGCGACUCUGAAUCCGAGUCAGCUGGCGGCAGUGAGUUCUUCAGUGACGGCGGCGCUCGGCGACCGGCCUUCUAUACAAAUGGUACAGGGACCUCCGGGCACUGGCAAAUCAAGUGUUAUUUGCGCGAUCGUGAUGACAUACUUUUAUAACGCGCAUGGCAAGAAGCAACAGAAUAGGGGAAAAUUGUUGAUAUGUGCUACAAGCAACGCCGCGGUCGAUGGACUAGUCCUUAGAUUAUUAAUUCUAAGACAAAGUUUACCUAAACCGGAGCGGUUUCGAAUGGUACGCGUAGGACGUGAGGAGGCUAUGCAUCCUGAAGCCGCCAACAUAUGCUCGCAACAACUGGCCAAGCGGGACGUGGCCAGGAUAAACUCCGAGCAACCUACCGCACCCAGCGGACUAAAUGAAGAGAUUCUUCAUGUUGAAGCAAAAAUAAAUAUGUGGAAGACUCAAGAGAAAGACGCGAAGGAUCCGUCUCGAGUGGCGUACUGUCAGGGACGGAUUGCUGAUCUAGAGAAAAGGAUGACGUUGUUACGUUCGGGAGGCGGACGAGGUGGCGCCGGAGAUACGCUCAGUUCAGAGCAGUUUGCGCAUGUGGAACGACGGAUCAUAGAUGGCGCUGACAUCAUCGUCACCACGCUCGGCAGUGCACAGAGCUACAAAAUGAGAGGGCUGAAACGCCGAAUAGCGCUGUGUAUAAUAGACGAGGCGGGGCAAGUGAUCGAACCCGAGACGUUAAUACCUCUCACACUUGACGUGACGCGGCUCACGCUCAUCGGAGACCCUCAGCAACUGCCCGGAUUUAUCUGUUCUCAGAGAGCAAAGCAACAUGGUCUUAACGAGAGCCUGUUCUCUCGCCUGAGUUCAUGCUCGGAGCACUGGGCCGGCGGUAGCCCCGUUGUACUCUUGAACCAACAGUAUCGCAUGCAUCCCGACAUCGCCGACUACCCCAGCCGAGCCUUCUACAACGGCAGAGUCAUGAACGCACCGCCUCUAAGACCGAGCUUACCUAUACCACCGUAUAACAUCGUCGGGAUAUCCAGUGGAGACAAGGCACAAGGAGUAAACGGUGCUAAUGAGAUGGAGGCGUGGGGUGUGACUCGCUUGGUACUGGCGCUGUCGCAAGCGCUGCGCCCCGCCGCAAUGAGCAUCGCCGUCAUCACACCGUACAACGGACACAAGGAUCUCAUCAAGAGACAUCUCAAGGCCUUAAAUCUGAGUGAGGGUCAAGUAGAGGUGAACACGGUGGACAGCUUCCAAGGCCAGGAGCGCGACGUAGUGGUGGUGUCGCUGGCGCGCAGUCAGGGCGUCGGCUUCCUCACGGACGCCGGCCGCAUGAACGUCAUGCUCACUCGCGCCCGCCAUGCCAUGAUCAUCUGCCUCAAUCCACAUGCGCUACUGAAAAAUCAACAAUGGCGAACUCUGGUAGAAGAUGCACAAAGAAGAAACAUGUACAGAGUGCUUCCGCACAAAAUGUGCCAACCGAUAACGGCAGCACAAAUACCCAGUGACAACAUAUUGGAAUAUAUUUCUUAUAGAAAACACAGCAAUCACUCCCAUCGUUAGUACUGUAACAGUUCUGGUUGUAGGACUAACUGUUACACUAAUUGUUGUGCUUCUUAGAUGUCCGAUACGACGACAAUGUUUGAUGAACGCUUUCUAACGGUUAACGCUUUUUUUAAUUAUUUAAUUAAGCCUAUCGACUUUCCGUUAUCAAGCGAAGAAAUUUGUGUGGAGUUACUAGUACCUGUUGUAAUCUAAAUAUGAAAUUAUUGUAAAGCAAACAAUAAGACGCUUUGUUCGAGUAGUUGCAUGUGCACCUGCCGAGCAAGGGGGUUUGGGUUCAAUCAAAUUGGCAAAAUAGAUAUCUAUUUUUUUUUUAAGUUUUCAAUAAUAGCAUGUACUUCUGGAUUCUGACUGGUGUAUGACAAUAAGCCCACCCCUAUAGAAUGGUACUUAUGUAACUGUUCGAAUUAUGGCAGUAAGAUUUUAUAAUGUGUAUCUUUGCCUACCUCCUUCAAGGAAAAGAGGCAUGGAGGUUUGUUCAAUGCUUACAUUAACACGUGACAAAACAUUAAGGAAUUAUUAAUAGCUUUACUUUUAAGUUGUAAGAUUAUACUAGUUUUAUACUAAAAUGGACUAUGAAGUACGUAACACUGCCGGGUACGUAGUAAUUAUGAAAGUAAACGUCUCUUUAUUUUGAUACAUUUUUAGCAGACUUCAGAAAUGUUUACUUUCAUAAUAUAAUGAAAUGAUUUAGUGAGUCUCAUAAAUAUGGUAAAUGAAAGUAUAGUGUGAAUGUUCUUCGAGGACAAGGAUUUAUAAACAAGAAUUACGGUAAAGUCAGGACAAAUGUACCGUAUUUUCCUUUGAUAUUGUAAGACUGAUUGAUGAAAGGGUCGGCCGUGUGACGCCUUGUAAAUAAUGCUUGGAUCUAAAGAAGUUAAAGUUCUCAGAGCUGUUGUUGAUAAAAGAUCAUACAUUACGUUAUGAUUAAGUCAGUAGGAUUAAGUAUUUUGUAGUAAUUGUGUUACUCUAGUACUACCACCAACAGGGAUUUUGAUAAGACAAUAACAUACGUCGUGAGAGAGAAAAGUUCUUCGUUAGAUGCCCUAGUUUUUAACAUUAAAAUUUGUGAUGGGGACCUGAGCAACAUCACCAUCUAAACACCUUAUAACUUUUGAGACAUUAACUUUGUUGUAUUAUCAAAAUUUCUGAUGAUGGUGGUAUAAUAAGUGAUACCGUAAUAAGCAUUCAUAGUGUAUAAUUCAAUUGAAUAAACUAAUAAUAUCUUUAAAUUGAAAAUAUAGCGCUUACAAAACGUUAUUAAAGUAGUUCCUAUUACUACUAAAUGUCGUAUACUGCGGUUGCUUUAUUCGUAUUUUCCAAUAGCUGGUAAUUUGAACACCUCCAUUCUUUCAAAUAUACUAACUAUUAUAGAGGUAGCUUCGCGCAUGUACAAUAGAGUGCGCCAAUUAGUUAUGUAACAUUCCGCCUUUCCACUCUUCUGAUGAAUGGCUAUAAAAAAUAAGUAAUGAUUGCCAUGGAGCGCUUCAAUAGCCAUUUCAGCGUCGUAAAUGUAUUUUUGAAGCCCAUAAAAUGUUGUUACAAGUGAUAAUUAAGUUUUAUUGUUAAAAUAUUGGUAAUUAUUAAUUAAUGAUAAAACAUUUGCUUUCCAUUAAUGUUGUCUAAUAUUAAAAUUUGUAUUUUUGCUGUAAUAUUAUCUCUUGUUAAGUUGUUGCUUUUUUCGUUUUAAAUAUGUAUUAUUGAGCCUAUUACUGCAACACCAACCACCUCACAGACUAACAGUUGUAAUGCAGUUAAAAUGUAUCUAAAAUUCUUAACAUGUGAUUUAAUAAGCUGUUUUCAUGUACAUAAAAAUGUAACAUUUACAAAGGUAAUUAAAUAAUUUUAUAUUGUUAUAUCUAA
Spodoptera frugiperda (fall armyworm) is the source of this 6289-nucleotide messenger RNA. RefSeq lists its product as uncharacterized. Bases 158 to 4426 code for a protein of 1422 amino acids. Lineage: Eukaryota; Metazoa; Arthropoda; Insecta; Lepidoptera; Noctuidae. Gene Ontology annotation, cellular component: nuclear body. The record is from RefSeq and is a predicted model, not a curated record. Gene Ontology annotation, molecular function: helicase activity; transcription termination site sequence-specific DNA binding; protein binding. The transcript has 16 exons. Gene Ontology annotation, biological process: termination of RNA polymerase II transcription.